This is a messenger RNA of Neofelis nebulosa (Clouded leopard), 1304 nucleotides long. RefSeq names its product small nuclear ribonucleoprotein polypeptide B2 (gene SNRPB2). NCBI's taxonomy places the organism in Eukaryota, Metazoa, Chordata, Mammalia, Carnivora, Felidae. Gene Ontology annotation, cellular component: U1 snRNP. The record is from RefSeq and is a predicted model, not a curated record. Gene Ontology annotation, biological process: mRNA splicing, via spliceosome. Gene Ontology annotation, molecular function: U1 snRNA binding. Bases 420 to 1097 code for a protein of 225 amino acids. The transcript is spliced from 7 exons.
CGGCCGCCGCUGGGCCCGACGCCCGCUUGUGGGAGCCGGGAGUGGACGGGGCGCAGCGGUGGAGCCGGCGCGCGUUCGCUUCGGCGUUCGCAGAGGGGGCGGGGGGGAGUUUGAGACUGACGCGCUGGUCCCGCCAGGACCCGGAAUUAGGAGCCUUGUCUCCGGUGGGAAGGGUUGGCAUCGGGGAUCGUGGGGACGCUUCCUGGGGCUUUGGUCGAACGUGCCUGUGGCUGAAGAGGCGGGAAGCCCCUUUUGGACUCUCGGUGCCCUUGCUCUAAUCCAGUCCACCAUCAAACUCUACACGAAGUGUUGCGAGAGUCUUCCCACUGAGGGAUCUGCUUUAAGUUUGAGCAAUUCCUUCUCGUCGUUUUCGCGACCUGAGCCCUUUUUCGGGCUGUUUGGACCGUUUAACCCCAAACAUGGAUAUAAGACCAAAUCAUACAAUUUAUAUCAACAAUAUGAAUGACAAAAUUAAAAAAGAAGAAUUGAAGAGAUCCCUGUAUGCCCUGUUUUCUCAGUUUGGCCACGUGGUAGAUAUUGUAGCUUUAAAGACCAUGAAGAUGAGGGGUCAAGCCUUUGUUAUAUUUAAGGAGCUGGGUUCAUCCACAAAUGCCUUGAGACAGUUACAAGGAUUUCCAUUUUAUGGUAAACCAAUGCGAAUCCAGUAUGCAAAAACAGAUUCUGAUAUAAUAUCUAAAAUGCGUGGCACUUUUGCUGACAAAGAAAAGAAGAAGGAAAAGAAAAAGGCAAAAACAGUGGAACAGACUGCAACAGCUGCCAACAAAAAACCUGGUCAGGGAACACCAAAUGCAGCAAAUACCCAAGGAAAUUCAACACCAAAUCCUCAGGUCCCUGAUUACCCUCCAAACUAUAUUUUAUUCCUUAAUAAUUUACCGGAAGAAACAAAUGAGAUGAUGUUAUCCAUGCUGUUUAAUCAAUUUCCUGGUUUCAAGGAAGUACGUUUGGUACCUGGAAGGCAUGACAUUGCUUUUGUUGAAUUUGAAAAUGACGGACAGGCUGGAGCCGCCAGGGAUGCUUUACAGGGAUUUAAAAUCACACCUUCCCAUGCCAUGAAGAUCACCUAUGCCAAGAAAUAACAUGGGAUAGUUGUCUUUAAGGGACUUGGUGUUAUUUAUAGUGUUUGUUUUGAUAACAUUUGGUCAACCCAUUUUAAUAGUUGGGGGUGAGGGGGAGUGAAAGUGAAAUUUUGGUGAAUGAUUUAAAUAGCUGGUCUUUGUUUAGCCUGGUGAACUAUGAAAUAUGAAGGCCUUAAUUUUGUACAAUAAACUAUUAUUUGUACUCUA